GACACCCCGCUAUACUUGGGACCCUUGCGCAAGGGGUUAGAACUAACGUGCGCGAGGCCUGUGUUGGCCUGUCUCUCUUUGCUCCAGGUGCAAGACAACUUCAAGAUUCAUUGUUUGUCCAACAACCUUUCUGUUUGUCUCGACGUCCUCCGAACAGCUUAUUACGGCCACAACCGCACCAUGUUGCAGACUGUGCUCUGCUAACGGCGCAUUCAUUCACAGUUGCACCAUUCUCCUCACGUUGAUGCCCCACCAUUAACGACAUCCACGUAACAUCGUAACAUCUUCCUCCACCGCACACAAUGGGCUUCCUCAAGCACUUCCGAUCGAAAUCGCGUCUAAAGGGCGAGAAGAGUCCGCCGAGCAGUCCUUACCGAUCUCCCAACUACGCCCGCUUUGGUCGCGACUUCACCGAGCGACUACCAGACAAAGUCCUCGACAACAUCUUCUCCUACGUGUGUCCGCACACCCAAGACUACACCUACGAGCCAUGCGAGUCUUCACAAAUCGGCGAUGGCUGUAUGCUCUGCGACUUGCGUGAUGUCUCUGCAUGCGCACGCGUUUGUCGGAAGUGGUAUGCCGUCGCGCAGCAGCAGCUGUACACAAGCGUGCGGAUAGAUGCCGUGCAUUACUGCGAGCUGGAAGAGAUAUUGGCGGACAAGCGGAGGAAGGGAGCGAAGCACUUCCGCGGGAAGUCAGCGCCGGAGCCCGUGGAUAUUCCCAAUAUUCGACUGUCUCUGCUAUGUCGGACAGUGAGGGAGCAGCCAACUCUUGCGUUGCAGACAUUGUUCCUCAAGAUCCCGUAUAUGACGAGGGAGACGGCCAAGGGUGAGCUGGCGCGGACUGUCUCAGUAAUGCCGAAUCUGAGAUAUGUGGAUCUUCCUGAUGGCUUCUACGCGGGUGAUCCGAGUUGUCUGGCGUUGCGACAAGAGCUGCAGGCGAGGUGUCCAGAUCUGAGAAAGAUGAGUUACAGGAGCGGAUCGGAGGAAAUGCUAGAGCUGUUGGCGCAUCGACACUGGCAGGCGAUUGAGAUCCUCGACUUGAGCAAUCUUGCCGUGGAGCCUGCCACCAUGCGAAUAGUUCUUGCGAGUCUGCCGACCCUGCACGAGCUCACCCUUUCGGACAUGACCUGGAUGGACGACACCAUGUUCCAACCGUCAAGCCAGCUUCCGGACUUUCCACCUCUCCAGAUCCUCAAAUUGAGGAAUCUCCCCAACGUCACCGCUCACGGCUUGACGACCUGGCUGCAAGCAACGCAUAUCCGCGAGAUGCUCUUCUCCCUUACACUCGAGGGCACCGGCGUCACCGCGCAAGAUCUUGCAUCAGUGUUGUGGGCAGCAAGUUCAUUGCAACAUCUCGCUAUCAUCGAGAUUGUUUCAAAGUCUCUCGCACUCGCCAGCCAGCAAAUGCCGCCUCUCCAAUCAAUCUCCCUCAAAACCCUCCACUUCGAAAUCUCCGGCAGCGAUGACGUUCACGGUCUGCAGAAGCCGGCAGAGUCAUACUACGCCUACCUCGCAUCAUCCCUCCACGCAAACGCCCUCCCAGCUCUCACAACCCUUUACGUCCGCGAUCAGAACUUCCCCGAACACCUCAUCCUCCCACCUUUCGCUGCGCCCUUCGGCAACGGCUCUCCCAACCGCGGUCAACAACCCGCGGGUUUCAACCAAACGCUCGAAGUCUUCUCCAAAGGUAUUGACGAGCUGGAAUGGGUCUUUACGGCGAUUGCACCACAAGUCUCCGGCGACAAGCGCAGUAGUAUGGUCACUGGUGGUCGUCCACUGAGUGCAUACAGUGCAGGUCGCGGACUGGGACCACAGUGGGCGCAAGGAGGGUUCGGUGGUGAGGCCCGCAAGAGCGUGAUUGUAGGAAAUGGGUUCGGCGGAUUCCUGGCUGUGCCGCAGGAGGAGGCGCCGCGACCGAUCACGCCGGAUGGUCAUCAUUCUCGAUGGGGUAGUCAGGGCAGUGCUGGGUCGGGAGGACCGGGGAGCACGAUUGCGAGUAUGUUGAGAAAGCCGCCGAGUAUGGCGGACCUUACGGGCGGGCAUAAGAGGAAGGGGAGCAAGCAUGAUUUGUGGAGGUGA
Molecule: messenger RNA, 2081 nt
Organism: Zymoseptoria tritici IPO323
Lineage: Eukaryota; Fungi; Ascomycota; Dothideomycetes; Mycosphaerellales; Mycosphaerellaceae
Exons: 1
Coding region: 303-2081 (592 amino acids)
Molecular function (GO): protein binding
Source: RefSeq, a predicted model, not a curated record